AUGUCCCUCAAAAUGGCUUCUCCACUUUAUCUGAUCUUUCUGUUCAUGAUCUCAGGAGCUCUUGGGAAUAAAUGGAGUGUGAAAUACAGCCAACUAAAUCUCUGUGCUAUAAGAGGAUCUACAGUGUUUAUGAACGGCACUUACACACACCCAACACGUCUUACAGUGAUGAACAGGUUUUGGUUAAUAAACCCAGUUCCAGGUAUAGAGCCGACUGAUCUGCGUAAUGAAUCAGGUUACUCAGGCAGAGUGGAGUAUUUAGGAGAUGAACAGAAUCACUUCUCCCUCAGACUGAGUGAUGUGAAGAAAACAGAUGAACACAUGUACUGCUUGAGAAUCAUAACAAAUGAUCAAAAAGAACGAUGGAUGGGUGUACCCGGUGUUACACUCACUGUUACAGAUCUUCAGGUGAUCGCUCCUGCAGCAGUGACAGAGGGACAAUCAGCCGUUCUGACCUGUAAAACCACCUGCAGUCUGACUGAUCCCACAUUCAUCUGGUACAAAACCAGACAUGGUUUAACCACAAAGACCACCAAGAGCAAUGAAGUCCACCUGCAGCGGGUCAGCAGUGAGGAUGCAGGCAGUUAUAGCUGUGCUGUAAGAGGAUAUGAACAUCUCCCCUCUCCUGCUGAAAACCUCAGCGUCAGAUAUCCUCCAAAGAACGUCUCAGUGUCCAUCAGCUCCUCUGGUGAGAUAGUGGAGGGCAGUUCAGUGACUCUGACCUGCAGCAGUGAUGCUAACCCACCUGUGGAGAUCUACACCUGGUUUAAGGAGAAAGAAUCAUCACCUGUAGGAUCUGGACAGAGUUACAGAGCUCUACAGAGUGGACAGUACUACUGCGAGGCUCAGAAUAAACACGGCUCUGAGAGAUCAGCUGCAGUGUCCGUCACUUUAAACGGUGAGAGCGAUGAUUAUACGUCCAUGUUUGAUCUCUGCUCUGUUAUACAUCAUACACUAUGGAUUUUCUUUUUAUAAAAUCUUUUCAUUUCUGCUCUUCCUGUUUGUGUGUGUGUGUGUGUGUGUGUGGGU
This is a messenger RNA of Pangasianodon hypophthalmus (striped catfish), 1029 nucleotides long. Its product is annotated as B-cell receptor CD22-like. NCBI's taxonomy places the organism in Eukaryota, Metazoa, Chordata, Actinopteri, Siluriformes, Pangasiidae. The record is from RefSeq and is a predicted model, not a curated record. Bases 1 to 975 code for a protein of 324 amino acids. The transcript has 4 exons.